Molecule: messenger RNA, 2773 nt
Organism: Arvicanthis niloticus (Nile rat)
Lineage: Eukaryota; Metazoa; Chordata; Mammalia; Rodentia; Muridae
Gene: Ticam1
Product: TIR domain containing adaptor molecule 1
Biological process (GO): positive regulation of type I interferon production; TRIF-dependent toll-like receptor signaling pathway; positive regulation of canonical NF-kappaB signal transduction
Cellular component (GO): endosome
Molecular function (GO): signaling adaptor activity
Source: RefSeq, a predicted model, not a curated record
AACGCUCCCUCCUCCACCUCUUCCUUCUCCUCCAGCAGCCACCAGGGACCCCGAGAUCUACCAGCCCAGGAUCCCCACAGCCAGGUCUGUGCUGUCGCCCUACAGCAUCUUUGCAGCAGGGGACAAGGCUGUUGGUUCGGAACAUGUCUCUACCCACCCCACCCUCUGUGGCUCGAGGCUUCAUCCUCCCCCAUCCAUGGCUAACCCAGGUCCGUCACUCCAUGGCGUCUUUGGCAUUCUAGGUGCCUUGGAAAGGGACAGGCUGGCCUGCCUGAAACACAAGCUGAGGAGUCUGCAUCCAGGCAGUCAGGAGUCAAAGCUUCUCCACGCCAUGGUACUCCUGGCUCUGGGCCAGGACACGGAGGCCAGGGUCUCUCUGGAGUCCUUGAAGGUGAACACAGUAGCGCAGCUGAUAGCCCAACGGUGGGCAGACAUGGACAGCAUAGCAGGCCCUGAGGAACCUCCAGAUUUGUCCUGGACUGUGGCUCGCCUGUACCACCUGCUGGCUGAGGAGAACCUGUGUCCGGCCUCCACAAGGGACAUGGCUUACCAGGUGGCCCUCCGUGACCUUGCCUCCCAGGGUGACCACCAGCUGGGCCAACUCCAGAAUGAGGCCUGGGAUAGGUGCAGUUCAGACGUCAAGGGGGACCCCAGUGGCUUCCAGCCACUCCGUUCUCAUCAGGGUUCCCUGCAGCCACCUUCAGCAUCCCCUGCAGUGACCAGAAGCCAGCCUCGUCCCAUUGACACAUCAGACUGGAGUUGGGGACAUACGCUCCAUUCCACCAGCAGCACUGCCUCACUGGCCAGCCACCUAGAGAUCAGCCAGUCACCUACGCGUCCCUUUCUCUCUUCACACCAUGGAACCCACGGGCCCAGCAAGCUAUGUGACACACCACUGGACACUCAGGAGCCUCAGCUUGUCCCUGAAGUCGGCCAAGAACCUGAGGAAAUGAGCUGGCCGCCAUCAGUGGAGGCCAGUGUCUCCUUGGGGUUACCACAAGAAAUUAGGGUCCCAGAGGUGUCUCCAGAGGUGGCUUUGCCUGUCCUCCCUGACUCCCCGGCUGCUCCAGACACAAGUGGCCACUGUCCCAUCGAAUGCACGGAGGUGUCCACAGACUCCAGGUCUCCCCUGCCAUCCACCACACAAAGUGUUGGGAAGCAGUGGUCUAUCACAAGUCAGAGGUCACCUCAAGUUCCUGUAGAUGACUCUCUACAGAACACCCCGUCAUCCAGCCCUCCUGCCCAGCCGCCAUCCCCACAAGCCUCUCCUAUGCUGCCUCCUCCCCCUCCGUCCUCUGCUUCCUCCCCGAGCAGCUGCCCUGCUCCCCCAACCUCCACAUCACCUGUUUUGGACCACUCGGAAACAUCUGAUCAGAAAUUCUAUAACUUUGUGGUCAUCCAUGCCAGGGCUGAUGAACAGGUAGCCUUACGUAUUCGGGAGAAGCUGGAGACCCUUGGGAUACCUGAUGGGGCCACCUUCUGUGAGGAAUUCCAGGUGCCUGGGCGUGGUGAGCUGCACUGUCUCCAAGAUGCCAUUGACCACUCGGGGUUCACAAUCCUGCUCCUGACUGCCAGCUUUGAUUGUCGCCUGAGCCUGCAUCAAGUCAAUCAUGCUCUCAUGAACAGCCUCACACAGUCUGGAAGGCAGGACUGUGUGAUCCCCCUCCUCCCACUUGAGUGCUCCCAGGCCCAGCUCAGCCCGGAUACAACCAGACUGCUCCAGAGCAUUGUGUGGCUGGAUGAACACUCCCCAAUCUUUGCCAGAAAGGUGGCAAACACCUUCAAAACACAGAAGCUCCAGGCACAGCGGGUACGCUGGAAGAAAGAGCAGGAGGCCAGAACCCUCAAGGAGCAGAGCAUACAGCUAGAGGCUGAGCGGCAAAAGUUGGCCGCCAUAUCUGCUGCCUACUCAGCGUAUGUCCAUAGCUACAGGGCCUGGCAAGCAGAGAUGAACAGACUUGGGGUGGCCUUUGGGAAGGACUUGUCACUGGGUGCUCCAAUACCCUUCCCCAGCUGGCCAGGAUGUCCACAGCCAAUACCUUCCCAUCCUCAGGGUGGUACUCCAGUUUCCCCCUAUUCCACGCAGACUCCAUCCUUCCCGCAGCAUCCAGACUCUUCUCCACAGUCCCAAUCCUUUCCAUCAGCCUCUUCCCCAGGCCCACAGACUCCAGGACCUCAGCCCCUCAUUAUUCACCAUGCCCAGAUGGUUCAGCUGGGAGUCAACAACCACAUGUGGGGCCACACAGGGGCCCAGUCAUCUGAUGACAAGACUGAGUGCUUGGAGAAAUCCUGCAUGGGCCCUCUGACCGACCAGGGGGAACCCUUUCUUUGAGACUCCAGAGUGACUAGGUUGGACCCCACCUACAGUGGCAAGAUUGGACUUCACCUGGGUUCUUAAAGUGACAAUGGAGGAAAGGAACCUCGCCUGGGCCCCCAGAGUAGCCAGAGGACUUAGUCUGGGCCCCCACAGUGGCCAUUAGUUGGACUCAGCUUGAGACCCCAGAGGCAGGGAAGACCACACCUGUAAACCAGGGCCUGGGAAACAUGCAGAACCCCCAUUAGAACAGACUCUGUGGGACUCCAACCUGCAUCCUCUAUGUGAACAGAGGACGAUGAGGCCACAGGCUCCUCUGAGGUGCCCGCAGCGCGGCCACGUAACCUUCAUUCACUGUGGCACAUGCUGUUCAUAGGGUCUCUCUGGGGAGGAAGUGGUGCUGAGGCACACAGGGAGGGUCCUGUUUUUAUAAUAAAGUUAUUGACAGCUGAGUCAUAA